Arvicanthis niloticus (Nile rat) is the source of this 2069-nucleotide messenger RNA. RefSeq names its product SET and MYND domain containing 1 (gene Smyd1). The record is from RefSeq and is a predicted model, not a curated record. Lineage: Eukaryota; Metazoa; Chordata; Mammalia; Rodentia; Muridae. Gene Ontology annotation, molecular function: protein binding; histone H3K4 methyltransferase activity. Gene Ontology annotation, cellular component: nucleus.
GCUUGGCUCAGUGUGACUGAGCCACCUCGAGGGCCUGACAGACUCUGAGAUGACAAUAGGCAACAUGGAGAAUGUGGAGGUCUUCACUUCCGAGGGCAAAGGCAGAGGUCUGAAGGCCACGAAGGAAUUCUGGGCUGCGGAUGUCAUCUUUGCUGAGAGGGCUUAUUCUGCAGUGGUUUUUGACAGCCUCAUUAACUUCGUGUGCCACACCUGUUUCAAGAGGCAGGAGAAGCUUCAUCGAUGCGGGCAGUGCAAGUUCGCCCACUACUGCGAUCGCACGUGCCAGAAGGAUGCUUGGCUGAACCACAAGAACGAGUGUGCUGCCAUCAAGAGAUACGGGAAGGUGCCCAACGAGAACAUCAGGCUGGCAGCCCGCAUCAUGUGGCGGGUGGAGAGAGAGGGCACUGGGCUCACAGAGGGCUGCCUGGUGUCAGUGGAUGACUUGCAGAACCACGUGGAGCACUUUGGGGAGGAGGAGCAGAAGGAACUCCGAGUAGACGUGGAUACGUUCUUGCAGUACUGGCCACCACAGAACCAGCAGUUCAGCAUGCAGUAUAUCUCACACAUCUUUGGCGUGAUCAACUGCAAUGGUUUCACUCUCAGUGACCAGAGAGGGCUGCAGGCAGUGGGCGUGGGCAUCUUCCCCAACCUGGGCCUGGUGAACCAUGACUGCUGGCCAAACUGCACUGUCAUAUUCAACAAUGGCAAGAUUGAACUCCGGGCCCUGGGCAAGAUCUCAGAAGGCGAGGAGCUGACGGUGUCCUACAUCGACUUCCUGCACCUCAGCGAAGAACGCAGGCAGCAGCUGAAGAAGCAGUACUACUUUGACUGCUCCUGUGAGCACUGCCAGAAGGGACUGAAGGAUGACCUCUUCCUGGCAGUGAAGGAAGACCCCAAGCCCUCCCAGGAAGUGGUGAAGGAGAUGAUACAAUUCUCGAAGGAUACUCUGGAAAAAAUAGACAAGGCUCGAUCCGAGGGUUUGUAUCAUGAGGUUGUGAAGCUGUGUCGGGAGUGCCUGGAGAAGCAGGAACCAGUGUUUGCUGACACCAACCUGUAUGUGCUUCGGCUGCUGAGCAUUGUGUCAGAGGUCCUCUCCUACCUCCAGGCCUUUGAGGAAGCCUCACAUUAUGCCAGGAGGAUGGUGGAUGGCUACAUGAAACUCUACCACCAUAACAAUGCCCAGCUGGGCAUGGCUGUGAUGCGGGCAGGGCUGACCAACUGGCAUGCUGGUCACAUCGAAGUGGGGCAUGGGAUGAUCUGCAAAGCCUAUGCUAUUCUCCUGGUGACCCAUGGACCCUCCCACCCUAUCACCAAAGACUUAGAGGCCAUGCGGAUGCAGACAGAGAUGGAACUGCGCAUGUUCCGCCAAAAUGAAUUCAUGUACCACAAGAUGCGCGAGGCUGCCCUAAACAACCAGCCCAUGCAGGUCAUGGCUGAACCCAGCAAUGAACCAGCCCCAGCUCUGUUCCACAAGAAGCAAUGAGGACCUUGUUGGAGGGUGGGGGCAUUGUGGCUGGAGAGCUGAGGAAAUUACUACUCUGUGUCUCUGACAGUCAUUUUGGUUCAACUCAACUCAGCUUAGUUCUCUCUCAUUUCAGACCAACUCUUUCUAUAUGUGUUGGGUGCUAGAUUCCACCAUCUAUUUAAUAAAGAAGUCCCAAAUAUAAUUGGGCUAGAAAGAAAAAUGUAAACAAACAAGGCACAGCAUAAUAGUAAAUACCACAGUGAACUCUACGGAGAGGGUUUCAGAGGAGGUGUGUGUGUGUGUGUGUGUGUGUGUGUGUGUGUGUGUGUGUGGUGGGAGUAACGGCUGAGCUAAGAGUGGCAGGUACCUAGAAUCUCAGGUGACUGCUUGUUUAUCUGUGCAGGCAUCUCAGGGGCUGCUGGUUUCAUCUACAGUUAUGAAUAUUUAGGGUUUGCAGACUGGGAUGGGUGAUGUCCUGUUUCCUCAGGCUGGGGUUGUGUUUGGCCCUUUGAGAUCUACUCAAAGGUGCCUAGAAAGAGGCAGGGAUCCUGAGAUCCUGUGGUCUUAAUCCGAGCUUGAAGCAUAGCUUUAGAAUAACUCUAGA